AGUACGGUAGAGUUGCGCUGCAUUGUGGGACAUAAAAUAAAGAUGGUAGCGGGCAUGGAGAGCAUGUCGAGGCGACGAUAACAUAUAUUUUUGCCAUUAUAUCUUCGACAAUAAGUAUUUCCUGCUGUUGCAAAGUGAGAAUCAUCUGAUGCAGGACUGCUAUUGAGCACGGAAAUAGGUACGAGUCUCAACGUCGACCUUUACGCAACGCGUUAGCCGAAGCUAAUGCUAAAGCUAAGGGUCAACGUAGAUACAAACGACUGAAGAUGUUUGCUCUCGGAGGUUUGUUGAGAGUUGGAUCGACCUUCUUCCAGUCUGCGGGAACUCUGCUGCUCCCAGUCAGGACCAUUUCUACAGGGACUUGCUGCCAGAUCAGGAUGCAUGCUAUCCCUCAGCCUAAACAAGUGGACCGGUGGAACGAGAAGAGGACCAUGUUUGGAGUUUAUGACAACAUCGGCAUCUUAGGGGACUUCAAAGCCCAUCCUAAAGACCUCAUUAUCGCCCCCUGCUGGCUGAAAGGUUUCAGAGGUAAUGAGCUGCAGCGCUUGACUAGGAAAAAGAAGAUGGUGGGAGACAGGAUGACGACUCUGGACAGACACAACUUGGAGAAGAGGAUCAGAUUCCUCUACAAACGCUUCAACCGCACCGGAAAGCAUCGCUAACGCUGCAACGAGCCUCACGCAACAAGGACUGUCAGUGAAUUUAUCAUAUCACUGUGUUACGCUGAUCAAAUUAGAAAAUGACUUGCAGCCAUUGUGUACGUUUAGUUUCUGGACCUAAUGAAAAUUGUUCUAAAGCCUGGAAGUACACCGAAAAUACAUCAUAACAUGAUAAUUAAAAUGGGUUUUUACACUUGCAUUCAUUUUAAA
Messenger RNA from Gambusia affinis (western mosquitofish), 869 nucleotides. RefSeq names its product mitochondrial ribosomal protein L51 (gene mrpl51). Gene Ontology annotation, molecular function: structural constituent of ribosome. NCBI's taxonomy places the organism in Eukaryota, Metazoa, Chordata, Actinopteri, Cyprinodontiformes, Poeciliidae. Gene Ontology annotation, biological process: translation. The record is from RefSeq and is a predicted model, not a curated record. Bases 267 to 662 code for a protein of 131 amino acids. Gene Ontology annotation, cellular component: mitochondrial large ribosomal subunit. The transcript has 4 exons.